GAAAAGCCCAAAGAGCAAAAGCCCCAAGAGCAAAAGCCCAAGGAGCAAAAGCCGAAGGAGCAAAAGCCCAAAGAGCAAAAGCCCAAAGAGCAAAAGCGCAAACCCCAAGAGCAAAAGCUCAAAGAGCAAAAGCCCAAAGAGCAAAAGCCCAAGGAGCAAAAGCCCAAA
Messenger RNA from Apaloderma vittatum (bar-tailed trogon), 168 nucleotides. RefSeq names its product FK506-binding protein 4-like. The record is from RefSeq and is a predicted model, not a curated record. NCBI's taxonomy places the organism in Eukaryota, Metazoa, Chordata, Aves, Trogoniformes, Trogonidae. The annotation marks the transcript as partial. The transcript is spliced from 2 exons.